Messenger RNA from Indicator indicator, 2388 nucleotides. It is a transcript of the gene DNMT3B, whose product is annotated as DNA methyltransferase 3 beta. Lineage: Eukaryota; Metazoa; Chordata; Aves; Piciformes; Indicatoridae. Gene Ontology annotation, molecular function: DNA binding; DNA (cytosine-5-)-methyltransferase activity, acting on CpG substrates. The record is from RefSeq and is a predicted model, not a curated record. The transcript has 19 exons. Gene Ontology annotation, cellular component: nucleus. Gene Ontology annotation, biological process: negative regulation of transcription by RNA polymerase II. The coding region runs from base 1 to 2388 and encodes 795 amino acids.
AUGAGCAUGGUAAAGAGCCUAGAGCCGCUGGAGCAGCAGCUGGCUUUGAUGGUGGCUGCCCAGGAGACUUCUCCGGCCCGGUCUUCCCUGGGAGAGGAGGGGCUGGGUUCUAUGAAGAACAACAAGAACCGUGGUGGGGACGAGGCAGAGUGCAGGGCAGAGCUGAUCCUUCUCAACGGGGACUGCACCAGUCCCACCACUGACUCACCUGCCCUGGGCUUGGAGGAGCAGAAUGGGAAGCCCAGUGCUGCAGACACUGGAGACCUGGGGCUGCCACCCCUGAAGAACAGCAAGAGGGUGAGCAAGGGAGACCUGCCCAAGGAGGACCUGUCCUGGCCACUCACUCUCACAGGGUCACAGGAGGCAGGCCAGAGCCGGCCCGAGGUGAAGAGCAAGGACGACAGCAGCAGCCAGGAGCCUCUCAGGGACCUGCCAACUCCUCUGCGGGUCUCCAAGCGCCGCUCGGCCGCGCCCACGCUGGUGACCAUCGACCUGACGGAGGAGGACUCUCGGGACUCCUCCCGCAGCAGCAGCACCCUGUCGGGCACCAGCUCCCAGGAGGGGCACAAUGGCACCACCGAGCUGGGCACCGAGGAGCAGGAGAGCAGGGACGUGGGCACAGCACUGGAGUACCAGGAUGGGAAGGAGUUUGGCAUCGGGGAGCUGGUGUGGGGAAAGAUCAAAGGCUUCUCCUGGUGGCCUGCGAUCGUCGUGUCCCACAGAGCCACGGCCAAGCGCCAGGCGGGCACGGGCAUGCGCUGGGUGCAGUGGUUUGGAGAUGGCAAGUUCUCCGAGGUUUCUGCAGACAAGCUGGUGGGACUGGUGGCCUUCAGGCAGCAUUUCAACUCCUCCACCUUUAACAAGUUGGUCUCCUACCGCCGAGCCAUCUACCAUGCCCUUGAGGUUGCCCGCAGCCGCUCGGGGAAGACCUUUUCAGCCAGCCCUGGGGAGUCCCUGGAGGAGCAGCUCAGGCCCAUGGUGGAUUGGGCACUCACUGGCUUCAAACCCACAGGUGUCAAGGGGCUGAGGCCACCCAAAGCCUCAGAGAAUGGAGCCCUGAGGAAUGGGACAGAGGAGGUGCAGUCCCUGGAACAGUACCCCCCCACCAAGAGGCUGAAGACCAACCUCUACAACAACAGCAAGGAGCAGCGUGUGGAGGAGGACCAGACCAGAGAGCAAAUGGUGUCUGAAGUUACCAACAGCAGUGGGAGUCUGGAAGACAGCUGCUUGUCCUGCGGGAGGAGGAACCCAGCCACCUUCCACCCCCUCUUCGAGGGGGGCCUCUGCCAGACCUGCAGGGACAGAUUCCUGGAGCUCUUCUUCAUGUAUGAUGAAGAUGGCUACCAGUCCUACUGCACUGUCUGCUGUGAGGGCAAGGAGCUGCUGCUCUGCAGCAAUGCCAGCUGCUGCAGGUGCUUCUGUGUGGAGUGUUUGGAGGUGCUGGUGGGACGAGGGACAUCUGCCAAGGCCAAGGAGCAGGAGCCCUGGAACUGCUACAUGUGCCAGCCCCAGGGCAGCUACGGUGUGCUGCAGCGGCGGCAGGACUGGAACGAGCGCCUGCAGGACUUCUUCACCAGUGACAAGGGACAGGAAUAUGCUGCACCCAAAAUCUACCCCAUGGUUCCAGCAGCAAAGAGGAGACCUAUUCGAGUGCUCUCCUUGUUUGAUGGCAUAGCCACAGGACACGCCAGAGUGGCCACCUCGAGCGGCGCCGACGACGGAGACCAGGAGGCUAAAGAGGGCAGUGGAAGCUCAGAGCUCUGUCCCUUGGCAGGCUACCUGGUGCUGAAGGACUUGGGCAUCCAAGUGGAGAAGUACAUCGCCUCGGAGAUCUGCGAGGAGCGCCUUGCCGGGGGCACCGUGCGGCAGGAGGACAACAUCACCUUCGUGCACGAUGUCAGGAACAUCACCAAGAGAAACAUCGAGGAGUGGGGUCCCUUUGACCUGGUCAUCGGUGGAAGUCUCUGUGAUGACCUCUCCCUUGUCAACGCGGCCAGGAAGGGGAUCUGUGAAGGAACUGGGAGGCUCUUCUUUGAGUUCUAUCACCUGCUCAACUACGCUCGCCCCAAGGCAGGAGAGGAGCGUCCCUUCUUCUGGAUGUUUGAGAACAUGGUGGCCAUGAGGGUCAACGACAAGAGGGACAUCUCCCGCUUCCUGGAGUGUAACCCCGUGAUGAUCGAUGCCAUCAAGAUCUCUGCUGCCCACCGGGCACGCUACUUCUGGGGCAACCUCCCAGGGAUGGACAGGAUCUUCGGCUUCCCCCUCCACUACUCUGAGGUGUCCAGCAUCGGCCGCGGGACUCGCCAGAAGCUGCUGGAGAGGUCGUGGAGUGUCCCUGUGAUCCGGCACCUCUUCUCCCCACUCAAGGAUUACUUUGCCUGUGAAUAG